Messenger RNA from Arabidopsis lyrata subsp. lyrata, 1594 nucleotides. Its product is annotated as shikimate O-hydroxycinnamoyltransferase. The record is from RefSeq and is a predicted model, not a curated record. Lineage: Eukaryota; Viridiplantae; Streptophyta; Magnoliopsida; Brassicales; Brassicaceae. The transcript has 2 exons. Gene Ontology annotation, molecular function: acyltransferase activity, transferring groups other than amino-acyl groups. Bases 143 to 1510 code for a protein of 455 amino acids.
UCAAAUUAAUAAAUCAGUGAAAUGUUUGAAAGUUUCACCUAAAUUACUCCUAAACUCUGUUAUAAAUUCUCUUCUUGACAGCAUCUUCCAACAACCCACACCACACAAACAUUCUUCAUUCUCCUCCGAAAACAACAACCAAAUGGGAGAAGCGGCGGAGCAAGCACGUGGCUUCCACAUGACCACCACUAGGAAGCAAGUCAUCACGGCGGCUCUUCCUCUCCAGGACCACUGGCUCCCUCUCUCGAACCUCGACCUCCUCCUUCCUCCUCUCGACGUUAACGUUUGCUUCUGCUACAAGAAACCACUUAACAUUACCAACACAGUGGCUCAUGAAACCCUCAAGACGGCUUUGGCAGAGACUCUCGUCUCCUACUACGCCUUUGCCGGUGAGGUCGUCACCAAUCCUACCGGAGAACCGGAGAUUCUCUGCAACAAUCGUGGCGUAGAUUUCGUGGAAGCCGGUGCUGACGUGGAGCUCCGAGAGCUUAACCUGUAUGAUCCUGAUGAAAGUAUUGCCAAGCUAGUCCCCAUCAAGAAACAUGGAGUCAUAGCGAUACAGGUGACUCAACUGAAAUGUGGGAGCAUAGUUGUUGGCUGCACAUUUGAUCAUCGUGUAGCGGACGCGUAUUCCAUGAACAUGUUCCUCUUAUCUUGGGCCGAGAUCGCACGAUCCGAUGGACCAAUCUCUUGUGUACCAUCUUUCCGAAGAUCUUUGCUAAACCCACGACGACCAUUGAUCGUGGAUUCAUCUAUAGACCAGAUUUUUAUGCCUGUCACGUCCUUGCCCCCUCCACAAGAAACCACCAAUCCAGAAAAUCUCCUUGCGAGCCGCAUCUAUUACAUCAAAGCGGAUGCAUUAGAAGAACUCCAAACUCUAGCCAGCAGCUCAAAGAACAGUAAAAGGACGAAACUCGAAUCGUUUAGCGCGUUUCUGUGGAAGCUCGUGGCAGAACACGCUGCAAAAGAUCCAGUCCCAAGCAAGACCUCGAAACUCGGGAUCGUCGUGGACGGAAGGAGGAGACUUAUGGAGCAAGAAAACAAGACUUACUUCGGAAACGUUCUCUCAAUCCCAUUUGGUGGGCAGAGAAUCGAUGACUUGAUCAGCAAACCACUGUCUUGGGUGACUGAAGAGGUUCACAGAUUCUUGGAGAGAUCAGUAACCAAAGAACAUUUCUUGAAUUUGAUCGAUUGGGUUGAGACUCGCCGUCCAACACCCGCGGUUUCAAGAAUCUACGGCGACGGAUCCGACAAUGGACCCGCGUUUGUGGUUUCUUCUGGGAGAAGUUUUCCGGUGACCCAAGUGGAUUUCGGGUGGGGCUCACCAGUUUUCGGAACUUACCAUUUCCCAUGGGGAGGCAGCGCCGGAUACGUUAUGCCAAUGCCGAGCGCAGUGGAAGAUGGAGAUUGGAUGGUUUACUUGCUCCUUACGAAAGGACAGUUGAAGUUCAUUGAGGAAGAGGCUUCUCAUGUGCUUAAACCUAUUGACAAUGAUUAUCUCAAGAUUUGAAAAAACCCUAAUUCUUACUUAAUGCGUAUAAUUCGUGUGUUUAAUUUCUCCGGUUAAUUGGUUUUUUUUUUUUUUUUUUUUCAU